Messenger RNA from Colletotrichum godetiae, 633 nucleotides. RefSeq names its product kinase-like domain-containing protein. Gene Ontology annotation, biological process: protein phosphorylation. The annotation marks the transcript as partial. Gene Ontology annotation, molecular function: protein kinase activity; ATP binding. The record is from RefSeq and is a predicted model, not a curated record. NCBI's taxonomy places the organism in Eukaryota, Fungi, Ascomycota, Sordariomycetes, Glomerellales, Glomerellaceae. The transcript has 3 exons.
GGAAGCUCUGGGGCAGCCACUAUUCUGAUCAAAGCGGCAUCGCCUUGGGCUGCCUACGAGAAAAUGUACCGACAAUUGCUCGGAGACGACGACAUUGUUCUUGUUGCCGAGAAGAGAGGGAUAUCUGGCGACGUCGUAGACAUUCGCCACUUUCCAGAGUUAUCUACACAGCAAACGAGGAUGCUCCAGUCGAUUCAGCACCCGAACAUCGUCACGGUCCAUGAAAUUUAUAGCAACAAGGCGAAUCAUCACGUCGUCUACGAACAUAUGCCACGGUCGCUGCAAGAGGCCGUUGGGAAUCCGUAUCUCAAUCGCCAACGUCUGGCAGCAAUCAUAGGGCAGGUAGUCGAGGCGCUGGUUCACCUCGAGAAAAUGGGACUGCAGCACGACCGUCUCAGCUGCUCGUGUGUUUUACUCCAUCCUAGCGGAAGGGUGAAGCUGAGCGGCCAGGAAGAUUGUCGACCGCUCAGCCGUAGGAAAGACUUGGUCGACCUAGGCUACACGAUGAUGGAACUCAUGCAAGGAUAUGUGAAGGAGGGCGCCAACCUGGGGCUAGACGACCCGGAGCAGUGGGACCCGGAAGUUGUAAGCUUCCUCUCAGCGACAACAACCGCAUCAUCUGCGGCCGAAUUG